Messenger RNA from Apodemus sylvaticus (European woodmouse), 429 nucleotides. RefSeq names its product cystatin-8. Gene Ontology annotation, molecular function: cysteine-type endopeptidase inhibitor activity. Gene Ontology annotation, cellular component: extracellular region; cytoplasm; cell surface. The record is from RefSeq and is a predicted model, not a curated record. NCBI's taxonomy places the organism in Eukaryota, Metazoa, Chordata, Mammalia, Rodentia, Muridae. The transcript is spliced from 3 exons. The coding region runs from base 1 to 429 and encodes 142 amino acids.
AUGACAAAACCCUUGUGGCUCUUCUUGAUCCUCUCCAUCCUUCCAGUGGCCCUGGCAGUUGGUGUGGACCAGUCCAAGAAUGAAGUGAAGAAACACAGCUACUUUGGAUCCAUUAAUAUCCACAAUGCCAAUGUGAAGCAGUGUGUCUGGUUUGCCAUGAAAGAAUACAACAAGGCAAGCGAGGACAAAUAUGUCUUCCUUGUGGACAAGACACUCCAUGCCAAACUUCAGAUCACAGACCGCAUGGAAUACUACAUUGAUGUUCAGCUCUCCCGCAGCAAUUGCAAAAAACCUUUAAACAAUACUGAAAACUGCAUCCCUCAAAAAAACUCCAAACUGGAAAAGAAAGUGAAUUGCAGCUUUCUGGUAGGAGCACUUCCCUGGAAUGGCGAGUUCAACCUGUUGAGCAAAGAAUGUAAAGAUAUCUAA